Molecule: messenger RNA, 939 nt
Organism: Populus trichocarpa (black cottonwood)
Lineage: Eukaryota; Viridiplantae; Streptophyta; Magnoliopsida; Malpighiales; Salicaceae
Product: probable NAD(P)H dehydrogenase (quinone) FQR1-like 1
Exons: 4
Coding region: 146-757 (203 amino acids)
Molecular function (GO): FMN binding; NAD(P)H dehydrogenase (quinone) activity
Source: RefSeq, a predicted model, not a curated record
UUCUAACGAUACAAUUAGUGACCAAUCAAAAGUGUCACCUAAGACAACAAAUAUAAAUAAAGGAUCCCUUCCAGCGAUUCUCCAUACCAUUCCUUCCUGUCAACAACGCAUUUCCUUCAUACUUCAAGACAGAAAGACUCUAUCAAUGGCUGUAAAAAUCUAUAUUAUUUACUACUCCAUGUAUGGACAUGUUGCACGGUUAGCUGAAGAAAUUAAGAAAGGAGCUGAUUCUGUAGAAGGAGUAGAAGUUAAGCUAUGGCAGGUACCUGAAACACUGCCAGAAGAAGUUCUUGGAAAGAUGGGUGCACCACCAAAGAGUGAUGUCCCAAUUAUUACACCCAGUGAUCUUGCUGAGGCUGAUGGGUUUCUUCUUGGUUUCCCCACUAGAUUUGGAAUGAUGGCCGCACAAUUUAAAGCUUUUAUGGAUUCAACUGGUGGCCUAUGGGGCACACAACAGCUUGCAGGCAAGCCUGCUGGAAUUUUUUACAGCACUGCAUCGCAGGGAGGUGGACAGGAGACAACCGCUUUGACUGCUAUCACCCAGCUCGUUCACCAUGGAAUGAUCUUUGUGCCAAUUGGAUACACAUUUGGAGCCGGCAUGUUUGAAAUUGAGAAAGUGAAGGGUGGCAGUCCAUAUGGUGCAGGUACCUAUGCUGGGGAUGGCACCAGACAGCCUACUGAGCUGGAGCUAGGACAAGCUCUCCACCAGGGGAAGUACUUUGCUGGCAUUGCAAAGAAAUUCAAGGGAACUGCUUAAUUUAACUCCAGCAAUUGUAUUCCCUUCCUAGAAAUUUCAGUCUUAUGUUUACCUGAUGAAUAAUGUGCUUCUUCUGGUUAUAUUUGGCGCAAACUUAUGUUUUAUUCCUUUAUAACUAAGGCUUCUUGUAGCGAUGAAAAUUUUUUCAUGCAUUUAGUGUGAGAAUUCAUUUUGAAGCUUCA